AUGGCUAGUACACUUCUUCCCUUUCUACUGAUAUUCCCUCUAGUAUUUGUCACUUCAACAGUGGCAGAUGUUCGAGCUGGAAAUGGAACGAAACAGGUUCCAGUUGUUAUGUGGCAUGGAAUGGGUUUGCUAAUAUUUGAUUUUUUGAAUCAAUUUAUUUUUCAAGGUGACUGCUGUUGUAAUCCAUUAUCCAUGGGAUCGGUGAAAAAACUGAUUGAGCAAGAAGUUCCAGGAGUGUAUGUUCACAGUCUAGAAUUGGGUGGAAGUAUCACAAAAGAUAUCGAGCACGGAUUUUUUGCAAAUGUCAAUGAGCUCGUUUACAUGGCAUGCAUCAAGAUUAAAAACGAUCCAGAGCUGGCAAACGGCUACAAUGCUAUCGGAUUCUCACAAGGUGCACAAUUUCUACGAGCCGUUGCUCAAAGAUGUCCACAUCCUCCAAUGAAGAACUUUGUAUCAAUCGGGGGUCAACAACAAGGAGUUUUCGGAGCCCCGUAUUGCAUCGGGGAUAACGUAAUGUGCAACAGUGUGAGACGUCUGAUUGAUAUGGGAGCAUAUCUUCCAUUUGUUCAGAAAAGGGUUGUCCAAGCGCAGUAUUGGCACGAUCCAAACCAGCCAGAUGAGUACAAAAAGAGAUCAAUCUUUCUUGCCGACAUUAACAACGAAAAUAAAAACAAUCCGACCUACAAACGAAAUCUUCUGAAUUUGAAAAAUAUAUUACUCGUGAAGUUCAAUCAAGAUCACAUGGUUGUACCAAAAGAAUCAUCGUGGUUUGGUUUCUACAAGGAUGGAGACAUUGAUACAAUUCUCCCAAUGAAUGAGACAGAUUUGUAUCUUGAAGAUAGAAUCGGUCUCAGAAAACUUCACGAGAGCGGACGACUUCAAUUUCUGGCUGUCGACGGAGACCAUCUUCAGAUUCCAAGAGAUGUCCUUGUCAACGAAAUUAUUAAAAAAUAUUUUAUGUGA
Molecule: messenger RNA, 963 nt
Organism: Caenorhabditis briggsae
Lineage: Eukaryota; Metazoa; Nematoda; Chromadorea; Rhabditida; Rhabditidae
Gene: Cbr-ppt-1
Product: Protein CBR-PPT-1
Exons: 4
Coding region: 1-963 (320 amino acids)
Biological process (GO): receptor-mediated endocytosis; protein depalmitoylation
Cellular component (GO): lysosome
Molecular function (GO): palmitoyl-(protein) hydrolase activity
Source: RefSeq, a predicted model, not a curated record